Mangifera indica (mango) is the source of this 1489-nucleotide messenger RNA. RefSeq names its product peroxidase 42-like. The transcript has 4 exons. Gene Ontology annotation, biological process: hydrogen peroxide catabolic process; response to oxidative stress. Bases 186 to 1172 code for a protein of 328 amino acids. Gene Ontology annotation, molecular function: heme binding; peroxidase activity. The record is from RefSeq and is a predicted model, not a curated record. NCBI's taxonomy places the organism in Eukaryota, Viridiplantae, Streptophyta, Magnoliopsida, Sapindales, Anacardiaceae.
UCCCAGCGUUAAAAAAGGUCAAAAGCAGCUGAGAAUUGCCUCAAAAUUAUUGUCAACUAGCUCUUAUUAUUUUAUCCUAAGUGGGUUCUCUUUCCUUUAUUUAAGAGGUAUCCAAGAGAGGUCCAUACCGACACGAAGAUCAGUGGCCGUCAGUGAGUGAAAGUGUAGCCAGAGAAACAAAAACAAUGGGCUCCAAAGCUCUCUUCUUCUUUGCUCUGUUAUCCUUCUCAGCUUUAGCUUAUUCUGAAAAUGAAGAUCAAGAACCUGGUCUUGUUAUGAACUUCUACAAGGACACUUGCCCUCAAGCUGAGGAAAUUAUCACAGAACAAGUUAAACUUCUCUACAAGCGCCACAAGAACACUGCAUUUUCUUGGCUUAGAAACAUCUUCCAUGACUGUGCUGUCCAGUCAUGCGAUGCUUCAUUGUUGCUGGACUCAACGAGAAGGAGCCUGUCUGAGAAGGAGAUGGACAGGAGCUUUGGAAUGAGGAAUUUCAGGUACAUUGAGGACAUCAAGGAAGCUGUUGAGAGGGAGUGCCCUGGAGUUGUUUCCUGUGCUGAUAUUCUUGUGUUGUCUGCUAGAGAUGCCAUUGUUUCGCUAGGAGGGCCUUUCAUUCCUCUCAAAACAGGAAGAAGAGAUGGUAGAAAGAGUAGAGCAGAAAUCCUAGAACAAUACCUCCCAGAUCACAAUGAGAGCAUUACUGUUGUCCUUGACAGAUUUGCAGCCAUGGGUAUUGACACCCCUGGAGUUGUUGCUCUUCUAGGAGCUCACAGUGUCGGCAGAACCCACUGUGUGAAGCUGGUGCACCGUUUGUACCCAGAGGUUGCACCUGAGCUGAACCCUGACCAUGUUCCACACAUUCUGCAUAAGUGUCCAGACCCAAUCCCAGACCCUAAGGCUGUGCAGUAUGUGAGAAAUGACCGUGGCACACCCAUGAUUCUAGACAACAACUACUACAGGAACAUUUUGGACAACAAGGGCUUGCUAAUUGUGGAUCAUCAACUAGCCACUGACAAGAGGACUAAACCUUAUGUGAAGAAAAUGGCCAAGAGCCAAGCCUACUUCUUCAAGGAAUUUUCAAGAGCAAUUACUGUACUUUCUGAAAACAACCCUCUCACUGGCACCAAGGGUGAGAUCCGAAAGCAGUGCAAUGUUGCCAACAAGCUGCACUAGAAGCUGUGUGUACAUUUGUUCUAGCUACUCUAGCUAUUAAAUUCUCUUUCUUGUGAUGGAGAACAGUAUGCAAAUAGCUAGUGAAAUAAGAUGGCUUUUUUUUUUUUAAAAUCAUGUUCGUUUCAUUCAAGUUUGUUUUCUUUUCCUUCUCUGUUUCUUGUGAGAGCUUGAAGAUGUUAGUAAUGGGUAUGGUGGCUGUGGGAUGGAUGAAUAUGGAUGGAUGGAUGGAUGGUGGGGAUGGUGUAUGUAUGCUAUGUUGCAUGGAUUACAAUAAUGUCGUAUAAUGGAUGAUUCAUGCUUUAAAAGCUUUUCUAUUA